Molecule: messenger RNA, 13550 nt
Organism: Lagenorhynchus albirostris (white-beaked dolphin)
Lineage: Eukaryota; Metazoa; Chordata; Mammalia; Artiodactyla; Delphinidae
Gene: LYST
Product: lysosomal trafficking regulator
Exons: 53
Coding region: 127-11529 (3800 amino acids)
Biological process (GO): intracellular protein localization
Cellular component (GO): membrane; cytosol
Molecular function (GO): protein kinase binding
Source: RefSeq, a predicted model, not a curated record
GUGCGGCGGCGGCGGCAGCCAGAGAGCAGGUGAAGCUUUGUUCUAAGAUUAUUUGUUUCGUCUAGUUCAUGAACUCAAAUCAUAAAGACCCUAAAUGUUACAGAAGUGUUGAAAGAUUGCUCGGUCAUGAGCACUGACAGUAACUCAUUGGCACGUGAAUUUCUGACCGAUGUCAACCGGCUUUGCAAUGCGGUGGUCCAGAGAGUGGGGGCCAGGGAGGAAGAAGAGGAGGAGACACACAUGGCAACCCUUGGACAAUACCUUGUCCACGGCCGAGGAUUUCUGUUACUUACCAAGCUAAAUUCUAUUAUUGAUCAGGCAUUGACAUGUAGAGAAGAACUCCUUACCCUUCUUCUAUCACUCCUUCCACUGGUAUGGAAGAUACCUGUUCAACUAGAAAAGGCAACAGAUUUUAAUCUACCGUUCUCAGCUGAUAUAAUCCUGACCAAAGAAAAGAACUCAAGUUCUCAAAGAUCUACUCAGGAAAAAUUAUAUUUAGAAGGAAGUGCCCCAGCCAGUCAGGUUUCUUCAAAAGUAAAUGUUUUUCAACAAAGCAGACGACAGCGUAAAACUACCCAUCGCUAUUCUGUAAGAGAUGCAAGAAAGACGCAGCUCUCCACCUCAGAUUCAGAAGUCAAUUCAGAUGACAAAAGUAUAGUAAUGACUAAGCAUAGAAGGUCCCAUCCGCUGCAGCAUUUUGUAACACAGUCUCCUAAAGAAGACCACCUUACAGCUAAGCUUGACCACUUAUCAACCAAAGAACAGACCCCUCCUGAUACCAUGGCUUUGGAAAAUUCCAGAGAGAAGAUUCCAAGACAGGAGUCAAACACUGACAUUUUAAGUGAGCCAGCGGCCUUGUCUAUCAUCAGUCACAUGAACAAUUCUCCAUUUGACUUAUGUCGUGUUCUGUUAUCUUUAUUAGAGAAAGUUUGUAAGUUUGACAUUACCUUGAAUCAUAAUUCUGCUCUAGCUGCCAGUGUAGUGCCCACGCUGACUGAGUUCCUAGCGGGUUUUGGGGACUGCUGUAAUCUCAGCGACAAUUUGGAGAGUCGGAUGGUUUCUGCAGGUUGGACUGAAGAACCGGUGGCUUUGAUUCAACGGAUGCUUUUUCGAACAGUGUUGCAUCUUAUGUCAGUAGAUAUUAGUAUGGCAGAGAUGAUGCCAGAAAGUCUUAGAAAAAAUUUAACGGAAUUACUUAGAGCAGCUUUAAAAAUUAGAACUUGCCUAGAAAAGCAGCCCGACGCUUUUGCACCAAGACAAAAGAAAACACUACAAGAGGUUCAGGAAGAUUUUGUGUUUUCCAAGUAUCGCCAUAGAGCGCUUCUUUUACCUGAGCUCCUAGAGGGAGUUUUACAGAUCCUGAUCUGUUGUCUUCAAAGUGCAGCUUCAAAUCCUUUCUUCUUCAGUCAAGCCAUGGAUCUGGUUCAAGAAUUCAUUCAGCAUCAUGGAUUUCAUUUACUUGAAACAGCAGUUCUUCAAAUGGAGUGGCUGGUUGUAAGAGAUGGGGUUCCUCCUGAGGCCUCAGAACAUUUGAAAGCCCUCAUCAAUAGUGUGAUGAAAAUAAUGAGCACUGUCAAAAAAGUGAAAUCAGAGCAACUUCAUCAUUCAAUGUGUACAAGAAAAAGGCACAGACGGUGUGAAUAUUCCCACCUCAUGCAUCACCACAGAGAUCUCUCAGGUCUGCUGGUUUCGGCUUUUAAAAACCAAGUUUCCAAAAACCCGUUUGAAGAGACGGCAGAUGGAGACGUGUAUUACCCCGAGCGGUGCUGUUGCAUUGCAGUGUGUGCUCACCAGUGUUUACGCUUACUGCAGCAGGCUUCCUUGAGCAGCACGUGCGUCCAGAUUCUCUCGGGUGUUCAGAACAUCGGCAUAUGCUGUUGCAUGGAUCCCAAAUCUGUGAUCAUCCCUUUGCUCUAUGCUUUUAAAUCGCCAGCCCUGAAAAACUGUCGGCAGCAUAUAUUAAAUAUUCUUAACAAACUUAUUUUGGAUCAGUUAGGAGGAGCCGAGAUACCACAAAAAACUAAGAAAGCAGCUUGCAAUAUUUGUACCGUUGACUCAGAUCAACUAGCCAAAUUAGAAGAGACCCUGCAGGGAAACGCAUGCGAUGCUGAACCUUCCUCAGGUUUAUCCAGUCCUUCUUACAGAUUUCAAGGGAUCCUGCCCAGCAGUGGAUCUGAAGACCUGUUGUGGAAAUGGGAUGCCUUAGAGGCUUAUCAGAGUUUUGUUUUUGAAGAAGACAGAUUAUGUAGUGUGCAGAUUGCAAGUCACAUUUCCAGUUUAAUCCAGAAAGGCAAUAUAGUUGUUCAGUGGAAAUUGUAUAACUAUAUAUUUAAUCCUGUGCUCCAAAGAGGAGUUGAAUUAGCACAUCAUUGUCAACAGCUCGACAUUACUUCAGCUCAGACUCAUGUAUGUAGCCAUCAUGACCAGUGUUUGCCCCAGGAAGUGGUUCAGAUUUAUUUAAAAACUCUGCCUACCCUGCUUAAAUCAAGGGUAAUAAGAGAUUUGUUUUUAAGUUGUAAUGGAGUGAACCAAAUAAUUGAAUUAAAUUACUUAGAUGGUAUUCGAAAUCACUCGCUAAAAGCAUUUGAAACUCUGAUAAUCAGCCUAGGGCAGCAACAGAAAGAUUCUUCAAUUCCAGGUAUUGAUGGGACAGACCUUGAACAGAAGGAGCUGUCAUCUUUAAAUGUCAGUACUUUGUACAACCAGCAAGCUUAUUCAGAUUCUCAGAGUCUUAGCAAAUUUUAUGCCCGCCUCAAAGAUGCUUAUCCAAAGAAACGGAAGUCUGUCACCCAGGAUGUUUAUAUCAACACGAUAAACCUCUUCCUCUGUGUGGCGUUCUUGUGCGUAAGUAAAGAAGCAGAAUCUGAUAGAGAGUCAGCCAAUGAUUCAGAAGAUACUUCUGGCUACGACAGUACAGCGAGCGAGCCUUUGCAACACAUGCUGCCAUGUUUCUCUCUCGAGAGCCUCGUCCUGCCCUCUCCCAAACACAUGCACCAAGCAGCAGACAUUUGGUCAAUGUGUCAUGGGAUCUACAUGUUGAGUCCAGUUUUCCAGAAACAGUUUUAUAGGCUUGGUGGUUUCCGAGUAUGCCAUAAAUUAAUAUUUAUGAUAAUACAGGAACUAUUCAGAAGUCCUGAAGAGGAGCACGGGAGAAAGGAGGGAGAUAUAAAUGUAGAAGAAAACCAAGAUUUACACAGAUCUUCUCAAUCUGAGGUCACUGUGAAGGAAGAUUUAUUAUCUUUGACUGUGAAAAGUGACCCCACACCUUCAGAACUCGGUAGUCUGAAAAAGAGUGCUGACCGUUUAGGUAAAUUGGAGUCACAGCCUAUUUCUUCCAUGAACGUGGAACAUAUUCCAGCCGCGGAAGCUGCUCCCGAGGAAGCAAAAGUAUUUAUGAAUCGAGAAAGCGAGACCUCACUUCAGGGCAUACGACUUUUGGAAGCCCUUUUGGCUAUUUGUCUUCAUGGCACCAGAGCUAGUCAGCAGAAGAUGGAAUUGGAGUUACCUAAUCAGAACUUGUCUGUGGAAAAUAUACUGCUUGAAAUGAAGAGCCAUCUUUCCAAGUCAAAGGUGAUUGAAACAGAAUUAGCAAAGCCUUUAUUUGAUGCCCUGCUUCGAGUUGCACUGGGGAAUCAUUCAGCAGAUUUUGAACACGAUGAUGCUAUGACUGAGAAGAGUCAUCAGUCUGAAGAAGAAUUGUCAUCCCAACCUGGUGAUUUUUCAGAAGAAGCUGAGGAUUCUCAGUGUUGCAGUAUUAAACUUUUGGUUGAAGAAGAAGGUUAUGAAGCAGAUACUGAAAGCAAUCCUGAGGACAGUGAAACCUGGGAUGAUGGGGUAGACUUAAAGCCUGAAGUAGAAAGUUUCAGUGCAUCAAGCAGUCCAAAUGACUUACUUGAAAACCUCACUCAAGGGGAAAUAAUUUAUCCUGAGAUUUGUACGCUGGAAUUAAAUUUGCUUUCUGCUGGUAAAGCCAAACUUGACGUGCUUUCCCACGUAUUUGAGAGUUUUUUGAAAAUCAUCAGGCAGAAAGAAAAGAAUAUUUUUCUACUCAUGCAACAGGGAACUGUGAAAAAUCUUUUAGGAGGGUUCUUGAGUAUUUUAACACAGACUGAUUCUGAUUUUCAAGCAUGCCAGAGAGUACUGGUGGAUCUUUUGGUAUCUUUGAUGAGUUCAAGAACAUGUUCGGAAGAGCUAACCCUUCUUUUGAGAAUAUUUCUGGAGAAAUCUCCUUGUACAGAAAUUCUUCUUCUGGGUAUUCUGAAAAUUGUUGAAAGUGACAUUACUAUGAGUCCUUCACAGUAUCUCACCUUCCCUUUGCUGCAUACUCCAAAUUUAAGCAAUGGUGUUUCAUCUUUUUCACAAAAGUGUCCCACGAUUCUAAACAGUAAGGCCAUGGGGUUAUUAAGAAGAGCACGAGUUUCGCGGAGCAAGAAGGAGGGUGACAGUGACAGUUUUCCCCAGCAGCUGCUUUCCUCUUGGCAUGUAGCCCCCGUCCACUUGCCAUUGCUAGGACAGAACUGCUGGCCACACCUGUCGGAAGGUUUCAGCGUUUCACUGUGGUUUAAUGUGGAGCGCGUUCACGAAGCUGAGAGUACCACAGAAAAAGGAAAGAAGACGAAGAAAAGAAACAAAUCGUUAAUUUUACUGGAUAGUAAUUUUGGUGGAACAGAGCACAACAGACCAGAAGGUGCAGAGUACGUGAGUCCUGGUGAAAGGCUCAUAGAGGAAGGCUGUAUUCAUAUGAUCUCAUUGGGAUCCAAAGCGCUGAUGAUCCAAGUGUGGGCUGAUCCCCACAGUGGCACUUUUAUCUUUCGUGUGUGCAUGGAUUCAAAUGACGAUACAAAAGCUGUUUUACUAGCACAGGUUGAAUCACAGGAGAAUAUUUUCCUUCCGAGCAAAUGGCAACAUUUAGUACUCACCUACUUGCAGCAGCCCCAAGGGAAAAAGAAUAUCCAUGGGAAGAUCUCCAUAUGGGUCUCUGGACAGAGGAAGCCUGAUGUUACUUUGGAUUUUAUGCUUCCAAGAAAAACAAGUUUGUCAUCUGACAGCAAUAAAACAUUUUGCAUGAUUGGCCAUUGUUUAUCAUCCCAAGAAGAACUUCUGCAAUUGGCUGGCAAAUGGGACCUGGGAAAUUUACUUCUUUUCAAUGGAGCUAAGAUUGGCUCACAAGAGGCAUUUUAUUUAUAUGCUUGUGGACCCAAUCAUACGUCCAUAAUGCCAUGUAAAUAUGGCAAGCCUGUGAAUGACUACUCCAAAUAUAUUAAUAAAGACAUUUUGCAAUGUGAACAAAUCAGAGAACUUUUUAUGACCAACAAAGAUGUGGACAUUGGUCUUCUAAUUGAAAAUCUUUCAGUUGUGUAUACCACUUGCUGUCCUGCUCAGUAUACCAUCUAUGAGCCAGUUAUUAGACUUAAAGGUCAAAUGAAAACACAACUCUCUCAAAGACCCUUCAGCUCAAAAGAAGUUCACAGCAUCUUAUUAGAACCUUAUCAUCUAAAGAAUCUCCGGCCCACUGAAUGUAAAACCCUUCAAGGCAUUCUGCACGAAAUUGGUGGAACUGGUAUAUUUGUCUUUCUCUUUGCUAGGGUUGUGGAACUCAGUAUCUGUGAAGAAACUCAAGCAUUAGCACUGAGAAUUAUACUCUCAUUAAUUAAAUACAACCAACAGAGAAUACAUGAAUUAGAAAAUUGUAAUGGACUUUCCAUGAUUCAUCAGGUGUUGAUCAAACAAAAAUGCAUCGUGGGCUUUCACAUUUUGAAGACCCUUCUUGAAGGUUGCUGUGAUGAAGAUAUUAUUCAUAUCAAUGAGAAUGGAGAAUUUAAGUUGGAUGCCGAGUCUAAUGCUAUAAUCCAGGAUGUUAAACUGCUAGAGGAGCUAUUGCUAGACUGGAGGAUAUGGAAUAAAGCAGAGCAAGGUGUUUGGGAAACUCUGCUGGCAGCCCUAGAAAUCCUCCUCAGAGCGGAUCACCAGCAGCAGAUGUUUAAUAUUAAGCAGUUACUGAAAGCUCGAGUGGUGCAUCACUUUCUACUGACUUGCCAGGUUUUGCAGGAACACAAAGAGGGUCAGCUUACAUCCAUGCCCCGAGAGGUUUGUCGGUCAUUUGUGAAGAUUAUAGCAGAAGUCCUUGGGUCUCCUCCCGAUCUGGAAUUAUUGGCAGCUGUCUUCAGUUUCCUUUUAGCAGCUCACCCUCCUACCAAUACUUACGUUUGCCAUAACCCUGCAGGCUUCUACUUUUCUUUGCACAUAGAUGGCAAGAUCUUUCAGGAGAAAGUGCAGUCAAUCAUGUGCCUGAGGCAUUCUAGCAGUGGAGGGAAGUCUGUUACUAGCCCUGGAUUUAUGGUAAUAAGCCCAUGUGGUUUUACUGCUUCGCCAUCUGAAGGAAACAAUUCCUCCAGUACUGUUCCACAGCAGAUGACUGCCAGCAUGUUACGUUCUAGAAGCCUACCAGCAUUUCCUACUUCUUCACCUCAAGUACAACCACGAAAAUUGACUGGAAGUUUGGGUUGUAGUAUUGACAAGUUACAAAGCGUUGUAGAUAAUGAUGUUGCUUCCCAACCAGAGAAAUGGAGCCCUCGGGGGAGUUCCGAGACGCUGAAGAAAGGCAAAGCAGAUGCUUUUGUCAGUAGCUGUGAGUCUGCAAAAACGGUUUGUGAAAUGGAAGCUGUCCUUUCAGCCCAUGCCUCUGUCAGUGGUGUCCCAAAAGGAACAUCGGGACUUCCAGCGGUCAAAGUAGAUCAGAAGGAGGUGGGAACAGAACCCAGAUCAGACGAUGACAGUCUUGGGGAUGAGUUCUGCCCACGCCGACCUGAUUACCUGAAGGGACUGGCCUCGUUCCAGCGAAGCCACAGCACUAUUGCAAGCCUUGGGCUAGCUUUUCCCUCACAGAAUGGCUCUGCAGCUGUCGGCCGGUGGCCAAGUCUUGUUGACAGGAACACCGAAGACUGGGAAAACUUUGCCUUUUCUCUCCGUUAUGAGCCAAACCACAACCGAACUACAAGUGCUCACAGUGUAACUGAAGACUGUUUGGUACCUGUAUGUUGUGGGUUGUAUGAACUCUUAAGCGGAGUUCUUCUCAUCCUGCCUGAUGUUAUGCUGGAAGAUGUGAUGGACAGGCUCAUUCAAGCAGAUACGCUGUUGGUCCUUGUUAACCACCCAUCACCUGCUGUACAACAAGGAGUUAUUAAACUAUUAGAUGCAUAUUUUAAUAGAGCAUCUAAGGAACAAAAGGAUAAAUUUCUGAAGAAUCGUGGCUUUUCCUUGCUAGCCAACCAGUUGUAUCUUCAUCGGGGAACUCAGGAAUUAUUAGAAUGCUUCAUUGAAAUGUUCUUUGGCCGACAUGCUGGCCUUGAUGAAGAAUUUGAUCUGGAAGAUGUGAAAAACAUGGGACUUUUUCAGAAGUGGUCUGUCAUUCCUAUUCUGGGACUAAUAGAGACCUCCUUAUAUGACAACGUGCUCUUGCAUAACGCUCUCUUACUUCUUCUCCAAAUAUUAAAUUCUUGUUCUAAGGUAGCAGAUAUGUUGUUGGAUAAUGGUCUUCUCUACGUGUUAUGUAAUACAGUAGCAGCUCUGAAUGGAUUAGAAAAGAACGUUCCUUUGAAUGAAUACAGAUUGCUUGCUUGUGAUCUGCAGCAACUUUUCAUAGCAGUUACAAUUCAUGCUUGCAGUUCCUCAGGCUCACAGUAUUUUAGAGUUAUUGAAGAUCUUAUUGUACUGCUUGGAUAUCUUCAAAACAGCAAAAGCAAGAGGACCCAAAAUAUGGCUGUUGCACUACAGUAUAGAGUUCUCCAGGCUGCUAUGGAAUUUAUAAGGACCACCGCAAAUCAUGACUCUGAAAACCUUACAGAUUCAUCUCAGUCGCCUUCUGCUCCCCAUCAUGCAGUAUUCCAAAAGCGAAAGAGCAUUGCUGGUCCUCGAAAAUUUCCCCUUGCUCAAACUGACUCUCUUCUGAUGAAAAUGCGUUCAGUAGCAAGUGAUGAACUUCAUAUGAUGAUGCAACGGAGAAUGAGCCAGGAGAAUCCUGUCCAGGCAACCGAAACAGAGCUUGCACAGAGACUGCAGCGGCUCACCAUUUUAGCAGUUAACAGGAUUAUUUAUCAAGAGUUUAAUCCAGACAUUAUUGACAUUUUGAGUACUCCAGAAAAUGCACCUCAAAGCAAGACCUCAGUUUCCCAGACUGAAAUUUCUGAAGAAAAUAUUUAUCAUGAACAGCCUGCUUUCAAUCCAUUUCAGAAAGAAAUGUUCACAUAUCUGGUAGAAGGCUUCAAAGUAUCUACUAGUUCAAGUAAAGCCAGUGGUUCCAGACAGCAGUGGGCUAAAAUCUUAUGGUCUUGUAAGGAAACCUUCCGAAUGCAGCUUGGGAGACUGCUCGUGCAUAUUUUGUCACCAGCCCACCCUUCACAAGAGAGAAAGCAAAUCUUUGAAAUAGUUCGUGAACCAAAUCAUCAGGAAAUACUACGAGACUGUCUUAGCCCAUCCCUGCAACAUGGAGCCAAGUUAGUUUUGUAUUUGUCAGAGUUGAUACAUAAUCACGAAGACGAAUUGACUGAAGAAGAACUAGACACAGCAGAGCUGCUUAUGAAUGCUUUAAAGUUAUGUGGUCAUAAGUGCAUCCCCCUCAGUGCAUCGACAAAAUCAGACCUUAUUAAAGUGAUUAAAGAGGAACAAAAGAAAUAUGAAACUGAAGAACAUGUGAAUAAAGCCAACUGGCAGAAAACAGUUAAUAAUAAUCAGCAAAGUCUCUUUCAGCGCCUUGAUUCAAAAUCAAAGGAUAUAUCUAAGAUAGCUGCGGAUAUCACCCAGGCAGUGUCUCUUUCCCAAGGAAUUGAGAGAAAAAAGGUGAUCCAGCACAUCAGAGGAAUGUAUAAAGUGGAUCUGAGUGCCAGCAGACACUGGCAGGAGCUUAUUCAACAACUGACGCAUGAUAGAGCAGUCUGGUAUGACCCCAUCUACUAUCCAACUUCAUGGCAGUUGGAUCCAACAGAAGGGCCAAAUCGAGAGAGAAGGCGCUUACAGAGAUGUUACUUAACUAUUCCAAAUAAGUAUCUCCUUAGGGAUAGACAAAAAUCAGAAGAUGUGGUCAAACCACCACUCUCUUACCUAUUUGAAGACAAAACUCAUUCUUCUUUCUCUUCUACUGUAAAGGACAAAGCUGCAAGUGAGUCUAUAAGAGUGAAUCGAAGAUGUAUCAGCGUCGCACCAUCUAGAGAGACAGCUGGUGAAUUGUUGUUAGGUAAAUGUGGAAUGUAUUUUGUGGAAGAUAACGCUUCUGACACAGUUGAAAGUUCCAGCCUUCAGGGAGAAUUGGAACCAGCAUCAUUUUCCUGGACAUAUGAAGAAAUUAAAGAAGUUCACAAGCGUUGGUGGCAAUUGAGAGAUAAUGCAGUAGAAAUCUUUUUAACAAAUGGCAGAACACUCCUGUUGGCAUUUGAUAACACCAAGGUUCGUGAUGAUGUGUACCACAAUAUACUAACAAAUAACCUCCCUAAUCUUCUGGAAUAUGGCAAUAUCACCGCUCUGACAAAUUUAUGGUAUACUGGACAGAUUACUAAUUUUGAAUAUUUGACUCACUUAAACAAACAUGCCGGCCGAUCCUUUAAUGAUCUCAUGCAGUAUCCAGUGUUCCCGUUUAUCCUAGCUGACUACGUUAGUGAGACCCUUGACCUCAGCGAUCCAUCAGUGUACAGAAAUCUCUCCAAGCCCAUAGCCGUGCAGUACAAAGAAAAAGAAGAUCGUUACGUGGACACAUACAAGUACCUGGAGGAGGAGUACCGCAAAGGAGCCCGGGAAGACGACCCGAUGCCCCCGGUGCAGCCCUACCACUACGGUUCCCACUACUCCAACAGCGGCACCGUGCUCCACUUCCUGGUCAGGAUGCCUCCUUUCACAAAGAUGUUUUUAGCCUAUCAAGAUCAGAGUUUUGACAUCCCAGACAGAACUUUUCAUUCUACAAACACAACCUGGCGUCUCUCCUCUUUUGAGUCCAUGACUGAUGUGAAAGAACUUAUCCCAGAGUUUUUCUAUCUUCCAGAAUUCUUAGUUAACCGUGAAGGUUUCGAUUUUGGUGUACGCCAGAAUGGUGAACGGGUUAAUCACGUCAACCUCCCGCCUUGGGCACGUAACGAUCCUCGUCUUUUUAUCCUCAUCCAUAGACAGGCUCUAGAGUCUGACUACGUGUCCCAGAACAUCUGUCAGUGGAUCGACUUGGUAUUCGGGUAUAAGCAAAAAGGGAAGGCCUCUGUCCAAGCCAUCAAUGUUUUUCAUCCUGCUACAUAUUUUGGAAUGGAUGUCUCUGCAGUUGAAGAUCCAGUUCAGAGACGAGCACUGGAAACCAUGAUAAAAACCUACGGCCAGACCCCUCGUCAGCUGUUCCAGUCGGCCCAUGCGAGCAGACCUGGCUCCAAGCUCAACAUCGAAGGGGAGCUUCCUGCUGCCGUGGGGUUGUUAGUGCAGUUUGCUUUCCGGGAAACCAGAGAACAGGUCAAGGAAGUUCCCUAUCCGAGUCCUUUGUCAUGGAUAAAAGGCUUGAAGUGGGGGGAGUAUGUCGGUUCCCCAAGUGCCCCAGUACCUGUGGUCUGCUUCAGCCAGCCGCACGGAGAAAGAUUUGGUUCUCUCCAGGCGCUGCCCACUAGAGCAAUCUGCGGUUUGUCCCGAAAUUUCUGUCUUCUGAUGACGUACAGCAAAGAACAAGGUGUGAGAAGCAUGAACAGUACUGACAUUCAGUGGUCCGCCAUCCUGAGCUGGGGAUAUGCUGAUAACAUUCUAAGGUUGAAGAGUAAACAAAGUGAGCCUCCAAUAAACUUUAUACAAGGUUCACAGCAGUAUCAGGUGACUAGUUGUGCUUGGGUACCGGACAGUUGCCAACUGUUUACUGGGAGCAAAUGUGGUGUCAUCACAGCCUACACAAACAGAUUCAUGAGUGGCACGCCUUCAGAGAUAGAAAUGGAGUCUCAGAUACAUCUCUAUGGGCACACAGAAGAGAUAACCAGCUUAUUUGUCUGCAAACCAUACAGUAUAAUGAUAAGUGUGAGCAGAGAUGGAACCUGCAUCAUAUGGGAUUUAAACAGGUUGUGCUACGUACAAAGUCUGGCGGGACACAAAAGCCCUGUCACAGCCGUCUCUGCCAGUGAGACUACAGGUGACAUUGCCACCGUGUGUGACUCAGCUGGCGGGGGCAGUGACCUCAGACUCUGGACAGUGAACGGGGACCUCGUUGGACAUGUCCACUGCAGAGAGAUCAUUUGUUCUGUGGCUUUCUCGAACCAGCCUGAGGGAGUAUCUAUCAACGUGAUUGCUGGGGGAUUGGAAAAUGGAAUCGUAAGGUUAUGGAGUACUUGGGACCUAAAGCCUGUGCGGGAAAUUACAUUUCCUAAAUCGAAUAAGCCUAUUGUAAGCCUUACAUUUUCCUGCGACGGCCACCAUUUGUACACAGCAAACAGUGAUGGGACCGUGAUCGCCUGGUGUCGGAAGGACCAGCAGCGCCUGAAACAGCCAAUGUUCUAUUCCUUCCUCAGCAGCUAUGCAGCGGGAUGAGUGAGAACCUCGCAUUCUGCAAGGCACUUUAACUCCAAGCUAGAUUUGCCGACUUCGCCAGUUACAGGAGGUCAAACCCGAAGAACUGGAUGACCAAACAAACCAUCCAAGUAAUGAUAAAGUCUAUUCAUCUGCACGAAAUUCUGCAGCCUCACGAGGUCCUGAGAGGAAAGUAUUGUUUAGUGAUGACCUGGAGGGUGUGUCAGUAUGCACUAACCAACAAGGUUUAAGUGUGGCACAGUAAAUUAAAAUCAUAUUCCUAAAGGUUUUUUUCCAUAGAGGAUUCUAAAGAAAAGAUGAGCAUCUCUCUAUUUCUGUUUUCUAUUACUUUCUAUUUUCUAUUAUUCCAAAAAAGCCAGUAGGAUUUAAAUUGGUUAGCUGUUUGUAUAAAAUGCUCUAAAGAUUAUAUUUUAAAAGCUUUCUGCCAAGAUAACACACCCACCCCACUCCCCCCAAAAAAGGAAAGAUAAGGAGAAAGAAUUCAGGACUUGAUCAUUGCUUUCUUUGAGAAGUAUGUAAUCCAGUAGGUGCCUCUGCACCAAAGAUUUUUUGGAAUAUCUGAAUAUUUGAAUCUCAGUGUUAGGCAGUUUUUGCCUGUUGCCUUCUUAGCUCAAAGUAGAACCAGAAUUUUUUGACAGUCACAAACAACAACACAAGUAUCUUUGAUUUUCAGACACAUUCUGUUUCUUCAUAAAAAUCCUACUUAAAAUCCAUAACACUAGAUAUGGAAUAUCCUUAGUUGAGUCACUAAGAUUUAAACACAGUGAUAAUUCUUUUAAUAUCUGCCAUUUACAGAGCAUUAAAUACUUAACAAUUUGCAAUAGAAAGCCUCCAUUUCAGAAAAAGUUUGCACAUAUAUUAAUAAUGCAGUCCAGUUAAGGCAUUUAAUCUAAUAUGCAGGAGGAGUUUUCUUCCCCAAAACAGAAUUACAAAAGAAAAGGACACAGCUUACUUCGUUCUAAACAGGAGGCAGAAUAAUUCUUUUAGGAAGCAGUUUCCACUGUUUCUACUAACCUAUACCACUUGAGAAUUCUAGGAACAAUAGAAAAAUCUGUGUACUCCACAGCAAACUUACACAUGAUAAAGACAGAAUUCCUAAAACUCCUGGAAUAGUCUAUCAUGAUAUUAUGGCUCUAUUUUUACUUGGGGUGCUGCUUUAUUGGCUUUGAAAACACUGUAAAAUAAGCUGUUACCAUGAGAUACAAAGAUGUAUUCCUGCCUAAGAAUUACUUGUGUGUUUGUUAUGGAAAUUUAAUUCAUAUGGUGUUUACAGAACUACUUUUGUAACUUCCAGACUUUCUAAAACAUUCUGCUUAAAAACUGUAUAAAAUGCAAUUGCAAAGUCUCUGCUGUCGAGGUAAAUACAAGAGGAAGCAAGUGGCUACGUAUGCUCGUAACCUUCAGUUGCAUACAUAGGUAAGAGCACUUCACGGCUGCACUGAGAUCAUGGUUUGCACAGACCACCUAUUAAUUCUGAGGUCCAAAUAGGUGCAGAGAUGAGACUAUUCCUAUUCACGUUGAAGUGAUUUGCUUUGUUUAAAAAAAAAAAAUCGCAGCUAUUGUCUAACUUUCAUUUUUCUACUGAGAACUUUACAUUAGUCCCUUAUUAGAAUAAGGUUGCUACUCAGUCUUUUUUUUUUUUAAGGCUGAAUUUCAUCAUUUAUCUAAAAAGAAAAUAUGCAAAAUGACUGGUCUUGUUAAGAGUGCAAUAUUAUAUUUUUAUGUAAAAAUAAAAAUGAAAUUGGGGGGAUUAUUUAUUCAGCAUGAAACUUAAUAUGUAUAUGUUUGAAGCACUUCAUAAUAUGCAUGUUGUAGCAAAUAUUUCUGUAAACUAUCACAAGCUCUGUUACCUUUGUACACACUGCCACUUCACAGUGGGGAUAAAUUUCAUAAAAAUAGACUUGAGGACCUAUUCUCAUUGCAGUUUAAAUAUUAUGACCAGAUCUCAAACUGGUGGCUGUUUUUGGUAACCCAUAUAGUUUCUCUCUUUAGCUCCCCUAUAAAUUUAUGUCACUAGAAAA